GGACCGUGUGACGUAGAGCCGAGGCUCUGGCUGUUUAUUGUUCCUUCCUCAGCACCGACAGAGAAAAACAGGCUAACAAGCCGUCAGCUACCCUUUUUCACACGGUUCACGGUUGGUUCAACGAAGGUGAAACGGUCGAGACAGCUGACUGCACAAACCAGGGGCCAUGGCGUAUGCGUACCUCUUCAAAUACAUCAUCAUCGGAGACACGGGUGUGGGAAAGUCAUGUCUAUUACUACAGUUCACAGACAAGAGGUUUCAGCCAGUUCACGACCUCACUAUCGGUGUGGAGUUUGGAGCGAGGAUGAUCACUAUAGAUGGCAAACAGAUCAAACUGCAGAUCUGGGAUACGGCUGGUCAGGAGUCGUUCCGGUCCAUCACCAGGUCUUACUACAGAGGAGCAGCAGGAGCACUGCUAGUCUAUGACAUCACAAGAAGGGACACCUUCAACCACUUGACAACCUGGUUAGAGGACGCUCGCCAACAUUCCAACUCCAAUAUGGUCAUCAUGCUUAUUGGCAACAAGAGUGACCUGGAGUCAAGGAGAGAGGUGAAGAAAGAGGAAGGUGAAGCAUUUGCCAGAGAACACGGCCUCAUAUUCAUGGAGACCUCAGCCAAGACGGCCUCUAAUGUAGAGGAGGCUUUCAUCAACACAGCCAAGGAGAUCUAUGAGAAGAUCCAGGAGGGAGUGUUUGAUAUCAACAAUGAGGCUAACGGUAUUAAGAUUGGACCCCAGCAUCCUACCACCAACUCCACGCUGUCCGGUAGCCAGGGAGGCCAACAGGCUGGAGGCGGCUGCUGUUGAAGCCCCAAAACACACCACCACCACCUCCUCCUCCUCCUCCUCCAACCCAGCCCCUCCUCCUCCUCCUCCAACCCAGCCCCUCCUCCUACUCCUCCUACUCCUCCAACCCGGCCCCUCCUCCUCGUCCUCUUCAACCCUACCUUGCGUUUCUACAGAACUGUCCAGGCUCACUAACAGUUUGUUAACCUCUCUCUCUACCGCUCCAUUCUUUCAUCCAUCCAUCCCUUCCUCUCUGUGUCUUUCUCUCGCUUUCUGUCUAUCAGCCAGUGUCUGAUAGCCUGUAGCCUAAGGGUCUACAGGCUAUGUCCCCAUUAAUCAAUCUGACUUCCUACAGACUUGGGAGGACAGACAGACUUAGGAGGACAGAGUCAGCUUCACCUGCAGAUUUAGCCACUAAAUUCUGGCGUUUUGCAGUUCACCUUUUUUUGGUUAGAUAAAUGGAUUUUAAUCUUUUUAUUUAAAAAAAAAUGCUGGAUUGUGAAGAAUUCUAAUCCAGCAGUUUAAUUUACAUACUCCUCUUAAUUCAGGAGGAUGUUAUUGGGAUAUUACAGUACCUCAGAAUCAUAAAAAAAAACCUAUAUCUUUUGUAACGGUGAGUUGACUUUGUCCAGAUGGAGGCAGGAUUGUGGGUAGAGAUUAAACACACUCUAAACAACUGACUGUAUGGAAUAAACCGUGCACCAUGUUGUGUCUAUACACACAUCUGUACAUGUUUUUGAAGAAAAUGACGCAGCACGUUGAUAGCAGGACAUGUUCUUACAUGUUGAGUCAGUUUUCAUGCUGUGCCUGUGUGUGUAUAGGGAUGAUAUAGGUGUUCCAGUAUGUCACUUUGUAAGGUGUAGGAGGCAUUCAAGUCACUCUGUAUUUUCUGUCCAUAAAAAACAAAGUGCAAAUUAUGUUAUUUUGUGCUUCCUUUCCCUAUUUUUCAUCGUGUAUUUUAUUCUCUCUCUGUCUUUGUGUCCUUUUUUGUUGACUUGCAGAUGAUUUGUAUUUAAUGAACACUACAAACUGGUUGUGGCUUAAAAAAAGUGUUUUAAAUUGUCUGGGGAGAGAAUAAAAGACCAAACUGUUGAGUGUGAAAAUGGAUCCUUUUUGGAACAUCAGAAAAGAAAAGCGGGAAAGUUAAAUAAACGUUAAGGGGUGUUGAGAGCAGUGGCAUCAUUAUGAAGUUAAGAAGUAAAAAGAGGAAAAUAGAUUGGAAAUUUCUUUUUGUUAACUAUAUUUAUCUGCACAUUUCUGUGUAUAUAUGGCUCUUUAGGUUUCUGUAGCUUUUUUGGCUGUAUUAAGGUGAAGCUUGUCAUGUUGUUGUGGUCUUGUUAUAUCUUUACCAGGGGCUGGUAAAAGACCAUUUUGGACUUUGAAACAGCUUUUUAGCAUUUUUAACAAUUCUCAUUUAAACCCAAAGGUACUGAGCCGCCCUGUUACAUUAGGGCUGCUGGUGCCCUUUCUUUUAAAUGACAAGUAUGAAUGAUAACAGGCUGUUAACAGGACCGCAUAGAGGCAUUGAAAGUCCCUGGUGGAGAACAGACUCCAACUGAAAAUGUCAAGCCGUCUCCCUUUUUAAGCAAGCUAGAAUUUCCACCAUGAAUUAGCUGGCAGAUAUAUAAUGUAUACUGUUUAGAGCUUGAUCGAUGACUGCUGCAAUGUUUUUUUGCUUCGAGAUCCCCCCCCCGCGAUGUAAUAGGCACCAUUUUAAUGUUAUGAUCAUAUUUUACUACUUCAGUUACUUAUUGUUCAUCCUUCCUUCUCAUCCCGCCUCUUCUCUCUCUCUAUCUCUCUCUCUCUUCAGAUUGUGUGGUAACAUUAGCUCUGUAUCUAUUUUUAAUGCCAAAUUACUGUGUUAACCUGUGUUUUGUCAAAAAAAAAAAAAAAAACGAGGAAAAGAAUCAACUAAUCCCCCGAUAUUCUUUCCUGAAAUCAGCUGUCUGCCUUAACUCCACCCCCUCUGAGAGAUUUGGACAGCUGCUAAAAUGAAUCCAACUGACCCUUUAUCUGCAGAUUGGCAUUUUACCACUGACUAGCUAGUUGACGAUGCAUUACACAUGCAUAGACGCACACUUAGAGAGAUAUGUAAAGUCAUAGGAACAGGCCUAGUUUGAAUUCUGUGUAGGAAUUUGGGCAUUUGAAAUGAAUCUAAACUUAUGUUUUUUUCUUUCCAUCCCCCCCUUGUGCACACACACCCAGCCUGCAUACAGUAUAUGCAUGCAUACGUACAUGAUGCAUACAUAUAUUUCUGUUUAUCUAACUUAGCUGUUUUUUCUCCAGGUUAACUGUAUAACUGUAGGGAGUUUUUGGGUUUCACAGCAGUGCGAGUGAAUCUGUUUUCCUCUGCAGUGUGUUCUUCUCUUAUUUUUCUUUCUUUUUUUAUUCCUAGAUAUAUACAGACAGUUAUUAAUCUUAUUCUGAUGAUGAUUAUUCUUUGUAAAGCAAAAUGUAGUGUGCGUGCGUGCGUGUGUGUGUGUGUGUGUGUGUGUGUGUGUGUGUGUGUGUGUGUGUGUGGACCCAGAGGGGGGAGGAUCAAGCCAAACCUGACGCAUCUAUCUUAUCUAUCUAUCUAUGGAUUGAUCUAUCUAUCUUAUCUAUGUGGCCCUCCUCUCUCGCUCUUCCCGCCUCUCCUCCUCCUCCUCCCCCUCAACGUUAUUUGCUGUGUUUGUUCUUUGGAAAAAAUAAAACUUAAAAAAAAGAAAAAAUGAAAAUGCUAUCACAAUAAACUAUAAUAAAACAUUCUAAACUCUAAA
This is a messenger RNA of Dicentrarchus labrax (European seabass), 3543 nucleotides long. It is a transcript of the gene rab2a, whose product is annotated as RAB2A, member RAS oncogene family. The record is from RefSeq and is a predicted model, not a curated record. NCBI's taxonomy places the organism in Eukaryota, Metazoa, Chordata, Actinopteri, Moronidae. Gene Ontology annotation, cellular component: Golgi apparatus. Gene Ontology annotation, molecular function: GTP binding; GTPase activity. The coding region runs from base 167 to 805 and encodes 212 amino acids. The transcript is spliced from 8 exons.